Messenger RNA from Nannizzia gypsea CBS 118893, 1008 nucleotides. RefSeq names its product aliphatic nitrilase. The record is from RefSeq and is a predicted model, not a curated record. Lineage: Eukaryota; Fungi; Ascomycota; Eurotiomycetes; Onygenales; Arthrodermataceae. The transcript has 2 exons. Bases 1 to 1008 code for a protein of 335 amino acids. Gene Ontology annotation, molecular function: catalytic activity.
AUGUCCGGCCCUAUUUUGAAAGUAGCUAUCACCCAGGCUCAGCCCAAGUGGCUGGACCUGGCUGGUAGUGUUGAGAAAACCGUCAAUCUCAUUACUGAGGCAGCAAAAGGGGGAGCAAGGCUUGUCGCUUUCCCUGAGUGCUGGAUUCCAGGUUAUCCAGGAUGGAUUUGGCAACGGCCAGUCGAUCCGAUCAUCAACACGAAAUAUGUACAAAAUUCGCUAGCUGUCCAGUCCGCCGAGAUGAAUAAAAUCAAAUCGGCAGCAAAGGCCAAUAAUAUUGCAGUUGUACUUGGUUUCGUUGAAGCCAUCGACACUCACAGCGUCUACAUCGCCCAGGCAAUUAUCUCUCCAAAAGGCGAACUUCUGAUGCAUCGCCGAAAACUUAAGCCCACUCACAUGGAACGUACCGUUUUCGGAGACGGCUCUGGCUCAGACCUCACCAACGUUGCAGACGUUGAUUUCGGCGGUGAUAUUGGUGUUGUCAAGGUCGGAACUUUGGCAUGCUGGGAGCAUGCACUACCUCUACUCAAGUAUCACACAUAUUCACAAAAGGAAGAGAUCCAUAUCGCAAUGUGGCCGCCGCUGGACCCCCACCCUGGCGUUGAGGCUCCGGCAUUAUGGAGUAUGAGUACUGAAGGAUGCCAGAAUCUUAGCCAAACGUAUGCUAUUGAGGGUAGCACUUACGUCUUGCACUGCACAGCCGUAUGCAACGAAGAGGGAAUCGAGACCAUGAAGACGAAGGGUGGCCUUCUCUUCCAGGAGCCAGGCGGCGGACACAGUGCUGCAAUUGCCCCAGAUGGCCGUAGGCUGACGAAGCCAUUGGCUGACGGAAAUCCCGCCGCCGAGGGUAUUGUGUAUGCCGACUUGGACAUGGCGAGAGUUGUUAUGAACAAAGGCUUCAUUGACGUGGUUGGACACUAUAGUCGUCCUGAUCUCUUGUGGUUGGGAGUUGAUAAGUUCCAAAAAGACUGUGUGGUGCCUAAGAGAGAGCCUGAGCAAGAUGCGUGA